GUCAGUAUUAGAGGAUACGACGUUGCAACUGUGAUCAAGGCUGCAGAUUGUCUCUUUUAGGAAAGAUGAACAAGAGAACUCUGGUUCACUUAGAUGAGCGAAUUUUAAAAAGGUGAAGGAAAGAAAGAAGAAAAAUAGCCUGACCCUGACCGAGGCAAAAAUCCAACAUUUCCGUGGUUGCGGUGGGUAUGGUUUGGUUCGAUCAAACGACGAAAACAAAAAAAAAAAAAAUGACAGACGCAAGUAAUGAUGCGUGCAGUAGCGGAGCGGUUCGUUCAACGGCGUCAGUGUCUCGGCUCGGUCUGUUCCAAGGGGUCCCCGAGGAGGCAGAUAAGGCAGGGUGCAAGGUUGAGCUUGCACAAAAUUACCGGUAUUAUGGGCCGAUCAUCGGGAUUUAUGCAGUAUCAAAAACAAAGCCGUGUGGCCCAAGCCUGGACGGUUCCCGCUGCCUAACCCAAGUGACGAGGCGGCCAAGGCGACGGCGGCAACCACUAGUUUCUGGGACCUUUUUUUUUCGUUGCCGAUUGCUCCCUCUUUUCGUCAACCAACCCCCCCCAUAGUACUGUAUGUGCUCACUACAAAUUCAGCAAUAUAGCCAGGAAUUCGGGUCACGUCUGUGCGGGAACGGAACGGCUGCUGGCUCAACAAAGCUGAUGGUCCACGAUCUGUUCGCCUCCCAAGGGGGAGGGAGGGUCUGGUUCGCCGGCUAGCAAAUCCGAUUUCCGAAGCUACUUGCAAGUGUGUCAUGGACUCGCAGGACUCGGUAAUCUACGUCGAGUCUUUAUGGUGCACAACGAUAAUAAUCCGAAUCGCGGCAUAGCAACAGUUUUUUAUACCUACCAAUACUUGCCAGAGCGCCGACAAGAGAGAAAAAAAAAAGAAAAAAAAGACAGGGCCUUGUUUAUUUGUUUUGUUUUAUUGCUUUCAUUCUCACUCUUUUUUGACUCGCUAGACUUUUGGAUAAAAGCCACGGCUUCCUACCUUUCUACCUGGGGAAAAACAGGCCUUCAAAGUCUUUAAUCGGAAACGAAUUACCUCCGAGUGUAACACGCAAUAGUGUAUCGAUUUGGUUGCUUUCCUUGUCUUUCAUUAUUUAUUCUUCUCUCGAUCCCGCCCUUUGUGCCACCACACUGUGAAAUUCGCAAUCGGGGUUCUUUCUUUUUUUCUUUUUUUUCUCUCUCUUUCUCUUUCUCUCUCUACUCUUUGUUGCUUAUUUCCCAUGUGGUGAUUGUGAUUGCAUCUGUACCCAAUACGCCUCAAGCAACUUUUCGUCCGUUAAAUAACCGCCCUGCCGUGUUGAUCGUAUGCGAGUUCCCCCUUGCUGCAGAUCUCCAAACAAUCGUCGGACUCGAGGGACAAAAAAGCACCUUGUCCCAACUUCCCAAAAAGGCUCUCGAGUCAAGCUUCUUUGACCACGAUAAGCUAUCGAUAUCUUUUUUUUUUUUUUUUUUUUUUCGUCUUCCGUCCGUACUCCAACCUCACCCUUACUUUUUUUGUGCAAACCAGCUACCUCCCUGGCGCCAAGAUUGUGAUUCUCGCCACGCACAAGGAUACUCCAGCCGCC
Messenger RNA from Pyricularia oryzae 70-15, 1564 nucleotides. RefSeq lists its product as uncharacterized. Bases 189 to 560 code for a protein of 123 amino acids. Lineage: Eukaryota; Fungi; Ascomycota; Sordariomycetes; Magnaporthales; Pyriculariaceae. The transcript is spliced from 2 exons. The record is from RefSeq and is a predicted model, not a curated record.